UGGAGCAAUGCCCAAGACCCUUAUUUGUGUUUGUUAUACCCUCGCCUGCGUCGACAAUUUUUCACUACCCCUAUUUCCAUUGUUAGUAACCUAAGCGCUACCAUGGAUCUUUUUCAAGACAACUUCAUUCAGGCUACCAUCGAUCCCAAGAUCAUCUUACAACUACCCCUGUUGGAUAUCAUUCUCAAACCCCCACAACCACACACUGCUCCCGUGGCGUCUGUGAUUGCUGCAGCCUCUCGGCAAUGCAUUUUGGUGUCUGAUGUGCUAAGUUUUGAUCCCACUAAUAACUGCCUUCGUCGAAAACAUCACAACAAGCUUCCUCGGUGUCGACGCGCCAUCACCCAACUCGUGAAGCUAUUGAACUCUUGGCAGAUACUAUUUCGGCCUUUCGUGAUCAGUGCCUGCGCUCCUGCCCCAACCACCUCAGACGAAGCCCUUGUCGCCUCGACGACAGCUGAUGCCCAAUGCUUGUUUUCAUGGCGGUCCUUUGGCCCUCUGAAUCUCAUACUCGUUCGCCCUAGAACGCUUCGACGGCAGAUUCUGGCUGCCAAUCAUCCCCAUGAGCCUCCCGCCACCACCUUGACACUAUGGGCCCGCUUUUGGUCUAUCUCUUUAACCUCCGUCACCCGUAACUUAUGGUGCCGAAUCCUGCAUUCGAAGCUACCUAGUCGCACGUUCCUUCACCGACUGCUUCCGGCCGUUCACAUCACCGACGAAUGCGCUAUCUGCACUAUUUCGACUGACACACCCAUCCACUUCCUAUACCAAUGCCCCCUUAAACGAGUGGUUUGGGAGAGUAUAUGGCCCGAUCUACUGCUCCUCCCAGUCAACGAAACACAGAUCCUCAAGGCUCUCUAUCAGCUCAAUUUCCCUCGAGAUCCUCCCGACUCCUGGGGUUGA
Messenger RNA from Radiomyces spectabilis, 903 nucleotides. RefSeq lists its product as uncharacterized. Lineage: Eukaryota; Fungi; Mucoromycota; Mucoromycetes; Mucorales; Radiomycetaceae. The record is from RefSeq and is a predicted model, not a curated record. The coding region runs from base 103 to 903 and encodes 266 amino acids. The transcript is spliced from 2 exons.